Molecule: messenger RNA, 6651 nt
Organism: Pristis pectinata (smalltooth sawfish)
Lineage: Eukaryota; Metazoa; Chordata; Chondrichthyes; Rhinopristiformes; Pristidae
Product: cAMP-specific 3',5'-cyclic phosphodiesterase 7B-like
Exons: 13
Coding region: 369-1700 (443 amino acids)
Molecular function (GO): 3',5'-cyclic-AMP phosphodiesterase activity
Source: RefSeq, a predicted model, not a curated record
CGGGGCUUGCAGUAGUCCCGCCCUUCUCGCUGUUCAUCCACACCUACCUCACAUGGUUUGUGUGUGUGUGUGUCCUGUCCGCCUAGACAGGGCUUCGCUAUUUCAGCGCCGCGCUUGCUUUUUGACAGAAAAGCCUGAUUGGCAGCAAAGGAAGCUUCAACGAAACAUUGCGUUGGGGCUUCUCUGAGCAAUUUGGCGUGUCUUUUUAUUUUUAUUUUAUUUUUUUUGCGCGUGUUCAGUGUGUGUCUUGCGUUUUUUGCCAUCCUGGAUGCAGCUGCUGGAUUCUGCAGCGCGAGUCUUCAUGAGCAACCCGCACCAAUCAGAGGUUUCAAGGCAUACGGGGGUCACCAGCCUGUCACUAUGGUUAAAUGUCUUGUUUAAUGGUUGAGAGGUGUGGAGGUAUCUCAUUUGAUGGUCCUGAUCAGAAUGCCCUAUUUCGCAUGCUAGGAAAUGCACGAGUGAGAGGGCAAGCAGGGCUUCUCUCUGAGCGCCGCGGAUCAUAUCCAGUCAUUGACUUUCGUCUUCUCAAUUCAACUGCACAUUCAGGUGAAAUUGGCUCAAAGAAAAGAGUGAAAAGACUAUUGAGCUUUCAGAGGUAUUUUCAUGCUUCUCGACUGCUACGUGGCAUUGUCCCACAGACAUGUCUACACUUAUUGGAUGAAGACUACCUUGGGCAAGCCAGGCAUAUGUUAUCAAAAGUUGGAAUGUGGAACUUUGACAUCUUCUUGUUUGACCGUCUGACUAAUGGGAAUAGUCUUGUCACCUUGUUAUGUCACCUGUUUAACCUCCAUGGUCUCAUUCAGCACUUUCAGUUGGAUAUGGUAAAAUUGCACAGAUUUUUAGUUAUGAUUCAAGAGGAUUACCACAGCCAGAACCCAUAUCAUAAUGCAGUUCAUGCUGCUGAUGUGACUCAGGCAAUGCAUUGCUACCUGAAAGAACCAAAGCUUGCCCGGUUUUUGACGCCACUUGAUAUCAUGCUUGGUUUGAUGGCAGCUGCAGCCCACGAUGUUGAUCAUCCAGGAGUCAACCAGCCUUUUUUAAUUAAAACCAAACAUCAUUUAGCCAGCUUAUACCAGAAUAUCUCUGUACUGGAGAAUCACCACUGGAGAUCUACAGUGGGAAUGCUCCGAGAAUCAGGGCUGGUGGCUCAUCUGCCUGUGGAAAUGAUACAAGACAUUGAACAACAGUUAGGAUCUCUCAUUCUGGCCACAGAUAUUAGCCGACAAAAUGAGUUUCUUAGAAGAAUGAAAGCUCAUUCAGAUAACAGAGAUUUAUCAUUGGAGGAUGCAGAUCAUAAACACUUCAUAUUGCAGAUAGCACUUAAGUGUGCAGAUAUCUGUAAUCCUUGUCGGGUCUGGGAUAUGAGCAAGCAAUGGAGUGAGAAAGUCUGUGAGGAAUUUUACAGACAAGGUGACUUAGAGGAACGUUUGCAGCUUGAAGUUAGUCCACUGUGCAAUCAGCAGAAAGAUACCAUACCCAGCAUACAAAUAGGUUUUAUGAGCUACAUUGUUGAGCCUCUGUUUGUGGAAUGGUCCCGUUUUACUGAAGACACGCGUUUGACCAUAACAAUGAUGAGCCAUCUGCGAAAGAACAAGGCAAGGUGGCGAGGACUGGUUCUCAAACGACAUAACAGUGAGGAAAAUUCAGCCCAAGUGAAUGAAGACAAAAGCAGAACUUCUCAGGAAGUUGAACACCAAUAAUUCAGUUAACUGGUCCAGUCAAAAAAUGCCAUGGAUUCUUCACAAACACUUUCCCAAAAUUUUCUUUUGAGUGAGGUGAAGAAAUCAUGAGGACUGGAAAAAUGCCUCCAGCGGAAAAAUAGGAAGUGACAAAUUGACACUAAGAGAUAAUUUGUCUUUUCCAAGUUUCUUGAUCCAUCUUUAAAUUUGUAAACAUGCUCCAUAUAUUAUUACCUCAGCAGCCUUCCGAUUGAAUAAUAAAGAAGACUUGGUAUUUGAAUUGCAGCAAAAGCAAAAUUCCACUCCCAAGUUAUCAAGCUUAAGGCUCAAAGCUUUUACCUAGGUUUAUACUAUUCAUUAGAGGCAGCCUGGGCUGAAAAUGAGUCUGAAUAGAGAUGGGAGAGCCUCUGAAAGAACUUCUUUGUGGUGCAGUAACAAAACUUGUUCAGCAAUGUGGCUUUGACUAUAAGUGGCGACUGUUGAAGAACACAGUAUUCAACUGUUCUGCAGCUGGGCUGCACCAUUGCUAAACACCAGCUUCGAAUGAACUCUCAAUCCCUUGGAUUUUGAGUGUGCACUGAGAAUAAUCCUUUUUUGGGAAUGACAACCAAACUUUUUCAUUUUUGUACCUUUUACAUCAGAAAGCAGAUGUGGCAUUCAGAACUGGAUUGCAUACCUACUGAGUACAUGUUUAAAUUCAUUCUUGUAUAGUUAUGAUAACAAUAAAAUUUAAGAUGGAGAGAUGUAAAUAUGAUAAGUUACAAGGCAUACACAAUUCCAGGUUUUAUUCUGUUCCAGUGUGUCUGUCUCAGUCCCUGCUUUUCUAGGAGUAAACAUUGCAUAGUAGGGACAACAAAGAACAAAAGAAAGAUCGGUACAUUUAUAAUUCUGCAUUGAGAAUGUUUCACUGUGAAGAAUAAAUACCAUUGGUAUUAAAACAAAAGCCAAAAAUUAGAACUGUAGAACAAAUGUAAAUAGUUAUAUUACACUAAAAAUUUUAAAACUAGAAAGCCUUAACAUUGCACCCAUUGCCAUAUUUUUACUGUUUUGAUAAUUAAGCACAGACAUUCUUUGUAUUAAACUAAUUGUAAUUACUAAUUACAGCAAGCUGUUUCAUUUCUAUUUUCUGGUUAAAAAACGUAACACAUUCAAUAACAUAAUGAAAACAUUCCACAUUUUUCUUAUUAUUUAAAUUUGUUUUUAAUUGUUCACUGUAGUGAUUGAGGAUUAUUUCCCUUUGCCUCGAGGAUAAGGAAGCAAAUUUAUUUGAAUCUUUGUCAAAUUGUAAACCAUUCGACAGUUUUGAACCAAGUUGCCAUUUUCCUGAAUUCCCAGGUCACCAACAAGGUUUGAGAAGGCAAAUGUCUUUUGUAAAAUAAAUGUACACGUGAUAAGUGAACAGAUCAGGCUUGAAUAGCAUGUGGCAAUAUCCCAGAAACAGAAAAUCAAAGGUGUUGGAAGUAUUUGUUAUGUUAUAACUGUGAAAGAAAAUCUUUUACAAACCAUUUGCAGAAAUGCUUUGUCAUAAAGUCUUCUGUGUUUUUUAAAAUGAACGAUAAAACACUUUCAGGUUUGUAUGUAUUUCUGUUCAGAGGUAAGGAAAUGAAGUGUACAGUUGUGCCAUAAUCUAUUACGAAGGAUGAACAGCCAGUUCCUAUUUCUCUGUAACCUUGGAUUUGCUAUACAUAAAGAUAAACCUCCCUAUGUUAUGUAUAAAUAACUUUCCUCUUACAGAUAUAUGUACACCUAAACUUCAAUCAAAACCCAGUGGGCACUGUUUUGAUUUAAAGGUUAGGUUCUUAAAGUACAUUCCUGUAAUCUAUGUAAACAAGCCUUACAGCUGUAUGAUAGUAUCAUUUUAAUGUAAACUUCGUCUAAUGUUGAAAAUUUGUGAUGCAUAUCCUGUGAAAUUUGCUGUGACUGCUAUGCAGUGUUGCCAAGAAUCAUUAUUUCUUUAAAAAAACCUAAAUUUUAAUCAAGAAUGCAAUGUAUAAUUUCAGUUCAAAAUUUUGGACUGCAACAAUUAAUCAUAAAUAGAUUUUUGUAAAUGUUACUGUUUCCACUUAUGAAAAAUAUAAACAUCUAAAACAAAAUGGUAUAUCAAUCUAAUUGGACUGAUGGUGACUUUAAUAUACGGUUUACAGAAGUGUAACAUCCACAAGAGAGUAAUCUACAUAUUCCUCUGUCGUGGCCUAAUUUUAUCGUAGUAUGCAGUUUCCCAAAAUUAGGUUGUGUCAUGCAGGUUUAUUCAAGAUUUAGUCAAAAAUGUUAAUUGAUAUUGAGUGAUUUGAUUGGUCAAACUAUUUGUCAAACAGACAAUGAAAAUUUUGUAUUUGAGGCCUCUGUAGAUGUACAUCAUGGUCCUUAUGAGUAAGUCUUUGUCAACCACUAAACAAUCAUUCACAUCAUAGAAAUAUAGAAAACCUACAGCACAAUUCAGGCCCUUCAGCCCACAAAGCUGUGCCGAACUUGUCCCUACCUUAGAAAUUAAUAGGCUUACCCACAGCCCUCUAUUUUUCUCAGCUCCAUGUACCUAUCCAAAAGUCUCUUAAAAGACCCUAUCGUAUCUGCUUCCACCACCGUUGCCGGCAGCCCAUUCCACGCACUCACCACUCUCUGAGUAAAAAAACUUACCCCUGACAUCUCCUCUAUGUCUACUCCCCAGCACCUUAAACCUAUGUCCUCUUGUGGCCACCAUUUCAGCCCUGGGGAAAAGCCUCUGACUAUCUACCCGAUCAAUGCCUCUCAUCAACUUGUAUACCUCGAUCAGGUCCCCCCUCAUCCUCCGUCGCUCCAAGGAGAAAAGGCCGAGUUUCCUCAACCUGCUUUCAUAAGGCAUGCUCUGCAUUCCAGGCAGCAUCCUUGUAAAUCUCCUCUGCACCCUUUCUAUGGCUUCCACAUCCUUCCUGUAGUGAGCUGACCAGAACUGAGCACAGUUCUCCAAGUGGGGUCUGACCAGGGUCCUAUAUAGCUGCAACAAUACCUCUCGGCUCCUAAAUUCUAUUCCACGAUUGAUGAAGGACAAUACACCAUAUGCCUUCUUAACCACAGAGUCAACCUGUGCAGCUGCUUUGAGCGUCCUAUGGAGACAGACCCCAAGAUCCCUCUGAUUCUCCACACUGCCAAGAGUCCUACCAAGAUGAACCACUUCACACUUAUCUGGGUUGAACUGCACCUGCCACUUCUCAGCCCAACUUUGCAUCCUAUCUAUGUCCCGCUGUAACCUCUGGCAGCCCUCUAUACUAUCCACAACACCUCCAACCUUUGUGUCAUCUGCAAACUUACUAACCCAUCCCUCCACUUCCUCAUCCAGGUCGUUUAUAAAAAUCACAAAGAGUAAGGGCCCCAGAACAGAUCCCUGAGGUACACCACUGGUCACCGACCUCCAUGCAGAAUACAACCCUUCAACAACUACUCUUUGCCCUCUGUGGGCCAGCCAGUUCUGGAUCUACAUUGCAAUGUCCCCUUGGAUUCCAUGCCUCCUUACUUUCUCAAUAAGCUUUGCAUGGGGUAUCUUAUCAAAUGCCUUGCUGAAAUCCAUAUACACUACAUCUACUACUCUCCCUUCAUCGAUGUGUUUAGUCACAUCCUCAAAAAAUUCAAUCAGGCUCGUAAGGCAGGACCUGCCCUUGACAAAGCUAUGCUGACUAUUCUUAAUCAUAUUAUACCUCUCCAAAUGUUCAUAAAUCCUGCCUCUCAGGAUCUUCUCCAUCAGCUUACCAACCACCGAGGUAAGACUCACUGGUCUAUAAUUUUCUGGGCUAUCUCUACUCCCUUUCUUGAAUAAGGGAGCAACACCCGCAACCCUCCAAUCUUCUGGAACCUCUCCCGUCUCCAUCGAUGACGCAAAGAUCAUUGCCAGAGGCUCCGCAAUCUCCUCCCUCGCCUCCCACAGCAGCCUGGGGUACCAUCUCAUCUGGUCCCAGUGACUUAACAAACUUGAUACUUUCCAAAGGUUUCAGCACCUCCUCUUUCUUAAUAUCUACAUGCUCAAGCUUUUCAGCCUGCUGCAAGUCCUCACUACAAUCACCCAGAUCUUUUUUCCCUAGUGAAUACUGAUGUAAAGUAUUCAUUAAGUACCUCCACUAUUUCUUCCGGAUCCAUACACACUUUCCCACUGCUGCACUUGAUAGGCCCUAUUCUUUCGCAUCUUAUCCCCUUGCUCUUCACAUACUUGUAGAAUGCCUUGGGGUUUUACUUAAUCCUGCCCGCCAAGGCCUUCUCAUGUCCCCUUCUGGCUCUCCUAAUUUCCUUCUUAAGCUCCUUCCUGUUGGUCUUAUACUCUUCCCGAUCUCUAACAUUACCUAGCUCUCUGUACCUUCUGCAAAGCUUUUCUUUUCCUUUUGACUAGAUUUAUUAUAGCCUUUGUACACCACGGUUCCUGUAUCCUCUCGUGAUUCCCAUCUCAUUGGAACAUGCCUAUGCAGAACUCCACACAAAUAUCCCCUGAAUAUUUGCCACAUUUCUUCCAUACUUUUCCCUGAGAACAUCUGUUCCCAAUUUAAGCUUCCAAUUUCCUGCCUAAGAGCCUCAUAAUUCCCUUUACUCCAACUAAACACCUUUCUAGUCUGUCUGUCAAUCCUACUUUUUAUCCUCCCCACAUCCAUAUCAACACCCCUUGAUAUGGAUGAUCACCAACACACCACAGGCAGUUUACAGUGGCCAAUUAACACACCAGCCUGCACAUCUUUGGGAUGUGGGAGGAAAUGCACGAGGUCAUGGAGAACGUGCAAACUCCACACAGACAGCACCUGAGCUCAGGAUCUCUGGAGCUGGGAUGCAGCGACACAACCAGCUGUCCCACUGUGCUGCCUCUAUUGUCCACAUUUAAAACUGAUCGAAACAUUCCAAUUAAUUUUCUUUUAACCAAGCCAGAAGUAGCAACAGUUAAGUGUCCGUCAGGCCUGCUAUAGUUAAAAAAAAAAUCAGCCUUAUUGUGGGUGAGGUGCAAGGGUUAGAAAUACCUUUUGAA